Molecule: messenger RNA, 668 nt
Organism: Suillus clintonianus
Lineage: Eukaryota; Fungi; Basidiomycota; Agaricomycetes; Boletales; Suillaceae
Exons: 3
Coding region: 88-567 (159 amino acids)
Source: RefSeq, a predicted model, not a curated record
AUCAUUCAUGCAUGCUUCAUAUGUGGUAGCGAAGAGCUACUGCUUGUCGAUUCAUUGGCACAAGCCAGAAUAUACUCUCUGACAACGAUGCAGUUCAGACCUGCCACCCUUGAUCUGAUUCAGAUCCCUAAGGCAGUUUACUCGACUCCAGAUGGUUCUUGUUUAAUUGCUGCUCACGUCCGUGGCUCUGACUUGAUGUUGACAGCCUAUCAUUGGAGUACCUUCGGCUCAACAGAUGGUUAUCCACUCGAGAUUCCGGACCUUCCUUCGGAUCAGCCGCUGCUUUUGACUUCUUUAAUUAAGAGGAGCAUAGUCCAUCUGGUUACGCUUGACAUCGACUCGAAUUCUUGUCGAUCAUUCGCUCUCGACAUCACUCAUAAGGUAACGGAGUUUACCUUCAAAGAGAAAGGCGUCCGAGGAGGGGGAGCUCAGUCGGAGAACGUCACUGCCCAUAAUUGUUCCAUUGAUUGUCACACCGAAGUGUGGACACGUUUCCCGGUUCUCUCCGCCGCUCAGCGGGAGACGAUCGCAUCAUUCAGUAAUAGGCGCCCGCGAAUAUCCAGAUAGAAAUAGACAUGGGCGUCGCAAAAUUCUAGUUCGUGAAGGGGGCGUCCGGCGGAAUACUGGAGCAAAGAUCCUAAACACAUAGCGGCAUAAUCGGUUGAGGC